AUGGCUGUGCAUUCUCGGGGGGUGCUAACGACCGAAGCAGUGGAAGCCGACGUGGAAUUGACGGGUGUCGGUGCCUUAUUAGCAGGCGAAGAGGACGACGAUGCGCCGCUCCUUCGGAACUACGACAUGGCUACACCUGCCGUUGGUGCUGCUGCUUCACCUGGUGUACACCCCCUGCCCAGUUCCUCUUACACCCGAGACAGCCACAGCUGGGCGUCGAAGCUGAUGUUCUCCUGGGUUGAUCCUGUGCUUGAGAAGCUUUGA
Messenger RNA from Ectocarpus sp. CCAP 1310/34, 264 nucleotides. Lineage: Eukaryota; Phaeophyceae; Ectocarpales; Ectocarpaceae. The record is from the annotation of a GenBank genome assembly.